CAGCCGGCACAUUGACUGGCGCUAGGCCAGGGGCCGGUCCGAUUUAGAAGCAGGACCUGCAAUCGUCGAUUUUGUGAUCUGAGAUGUCCGGCCUGGCUGGCAAAAGUUGGCUUGAGCCUUGGGCCUUUUCGGAGGGGGGAACGACGGGAUGAUGGAAUGGAAAGGAUGGACCACCUCAUAUCCGCAUACUUACUAUCCGUAUACAAGUUAGGACUCAGCGUUGUAAGGGUUUUAUUUUCGGGGAGGCAAAAAAACAGCCAGUCCCAGAUAGAUCCUAUCCGGUGUAAACGUCCCCAACGGACCAGGCGUUACACCGUCUGCUUGCCCCCAGGACUCCGGUCCUUUCGUUUCGCUUUUUUCUAUCUUGCCCGUCGCGUUCCGCCCGGUUUGUUUGGGAUUCCGACUGGCAGAGAACUUGGUGAAAUAAAGCACGAGCAAGGAGGACGAGGUAAUUACAGUCUGCUGCACUGGAUGCAGAAAAGAGGACAAGCCUUUCCGGGGUGGCGUGCUGCGCCGCGGUUGAGGAUAGGGGUUCUUAUUCUCGUAGACUCUUUCUGGACGUUCGUUUGCCCGACGCGCCUCAAUUCUGCAUUUUUCUUUCCCAAUAUCCUCACUUGGCUUGGCCUGCUCUCGCGCUCGAAUCCCAGGCCCUGGCGUACAGUUGAUUGCUACCGACUGAACAAGCCUCGUCUGGAGCCUGCUCGCCGACUGUCUACUUGUCUGACACUGCUGUCUCCUCCUGUUGUGGCCUGUGACUACAUUUCUCACCACGCACACAGCAAGCCUCGCCCAAUGGUUGUGAACUUGCUCGGAUCGUCCACACACGCCCCCUUCCCACACCCCCUUUUCCCUGUCCCCUGGAUACCUGCACGAGUCGAGGCCCGCGCCCGCGUUCCCUAACAUACCCUUACCUGACCAGACAGACCUGGCUUGAACCUCUCCUUACCUGAACCUCCCACCCACCUAAUCGAUUACCUACCCUCCCAUACCUAAACCAGAAUUCGACUGUCACCGACGACACCACUUUCGCUCCUCUGCAUGUGCUGCUGCGAAUAGAAGUAGACGAAUUGCGUCGGAUUUCCGCCUGAGCCUGUC
Messenger RNA from Colletotrichum acutatum, 1095 nucleotides. RefSeq lists its product as uncharacterized. NCBI's taxonomy places the organism in Eukaryota, Fungi, Ascomycota, Sordariomycetes, Glomerellales, Glomerellaceae. The transcript has a single exon. The record is from RefSeq and is a predicted model, not a curated record. The coding region runs from base 157 to 900 and encodes 247 amino acids.